CUCUCUUCUCUUUUCAUUUCUGCAACUUUUUUUUCUCCUUCUACACAAGGAGUUCUUUAUUUCUCUCUCAACAAUAUAAUCUUGAUAAAACUAUAGGUUAAUAUUUUCUCCCAAGUUUAUAUUUUAUUAUUGUUUUGUUGAAGAAUAUGGGGAGACAACCUUGUUGUGACAAAAAUGGAGUGAAAAAAGGUCCAUGGUCAGCAGAGGAAGACAAGAGGCUCAUUAAUUUCAUCCUUAAUAAUGGCCAAUGCUGUUGGAGAUCUCUCCCUAAACUUGCAGGGCUAUUGAGAUGCGGAAAGAGUUGCAGAUUGAGAUGGAUAAAUUACCUAAGACCAGACUUGAAGAGAGGACUUUUAUCAGAAUAUGAAGAGAAGAUGGUUAUUGAUCUUCAUGCUCAACUUGGCAACAGGUGGUCGAAGAUAGCUUCUCAUCUACCAGGAAGAACUGAUAAUGAAAUCAAGAAUCAUUGGAAUACACAUAUCAAGAAGAAGCUCAAGAAAAUAGGAAUUGAUCCCGUCACUCACAAGCCAAUUACUAGUGACCAACCAAACAUAGAACAACAGCCAACAAACGAUCAAAUAAUUAUUCAACAAGAAAAACAUACUCCUACAGAGUCAACAAUUACAGAGACCAUAUCAGAAGCAGAACAAAAAGAAAACAAAAACAUUGAUACGAAGACAAUAAUUAUGUAUCAGUCCCAAACAAGUUUGGUUCCGCAAGAAAAUAAGAACAUUGAAGUCAACAAUAAUGGAUUUUGUACUGAUGAAAUCCCCUUAGUUUCACCAAAUGAAAUCUUAGUCCCUUCUGAAUCAAUAACCACUUCAACAUCAUCAACAUCUUCUUCUACUUCUCAAUCAUCCAAUAUGAUUCUUGAAGACAUGCAACUUUUGCCUAGUUUCGACAAUUGUGAUUUCAACAUGGGCAUUAGUUGGGCAGAUGAUUUCAGCAGCACUUUGGAUUAUUUACUUAAUGAUGAUGUUAGUGACAUAAACAAUGCCAUUUCUCAAGAUUGGUUACAGGUGUUGGAAGUUUGAGCACACUACUUAAAAGGUAUGAACUUUCGAGGGACGUUUCCGUCGGAACAUCUUUGGGAGUAAGAGAUUUCUGCUGGAAAGUUCAUUGAAAACGUUUUCAACAAGCCAAUUUCUAUAGAAAAUUUGUGUUUUUUAAGGAGUGACAGUUGUUGUGAUUAAUUUGUCAAAAGGGGAGCAAAAUUAAGCUCUAUCUUUUGAUUGGCCAGUCACUUAAUUUUUUCAUUUUGGAUUGUCUAUAGAAGUUUAGAUGGUAGUUGUUACUAUAGUUCAUGGACAAUAAAAAUUAAAAAAACAGAUAUAUCUAUGGGGACAAAUGAACAUAAGCCCCAGCAAAUAUUUAUGUUAUGAAUGUAUAUUCUUUAAGACAAAAGUGUACACCUCUUUUCCAAACUUUAUUUUGAAAGUUUUAUUUUUAUAGACUUCAUA
Messenger RNA from Lycium barbarum (goji berry), 1460 nucleotides. RefSeq names its product transcription factor MYB20-like. The record is from RefSeq and is a predicted model, not a curated record. The transcript has 3 exons. NCBI's taxonomy places the organism in Eukaryota, Viridiplantae, Streptophyta, Magnoliopsida, Solanales, Solanaceae. Bases 147 to 1034 code for a protein of 295 amino acids.